Molecule: messenger RNA, 6893 nt
Organism: Alosa alosa (allis shad)
Lineage: Eukaryota; Metazoa; Chordata; Actinopteri; Clupeiformes; Clupeidae
Product: FYVE and coiled-coil domain-containing protein 1-like
Exons: 20
Coding region: 106-3777 (1223 amino acids)
Biological process (GO): positive regulation of autophagosome maturation; plus-end-directed vesicle transport along microtubule
Cellular component (GO): late endosome; lysosome; autophagosome
Molecular function (GO): metal ion binding
Source: RefSeq, a predicted model, not a curated record
AGCAAGUUUGUUACUCAGUGUAAACUAUGUUGACUGCUGUGGGACAUCUGGCAAUAACAGACUCUUCGUGACCCCCCGACCCCUUUUGCCAGGGUGUGUGUGGCCAUGGCAACCAGUCCGGCUGUGGGGGAGAGCCAGCUCCAGAGGAUUAUCCGAGAUCUGCACGAUGCUGUGGCUGAGCUUGCUAAAGAGUACAAAGAGUCUGGAGAACCCAUCACGGAUGACAGCUCAAACCUACACAAGUUCUCCUACAAGCUAGAAUACCUGCUCCAGUUUGACCAGAAGGAGAAGACUACCCUGCUGGGCAAUAGGAAAGACUACUGGGACUACUUUAGUGACUGCUUAGCCAAGGUGAAAGGAGCCAACGAUGGGAUUCGCUUUGUCAAGUCCAUCCCAGAGUUGAAAACAUCUCUGGGGAAGGGUCGAGCUUUCCUGCGCUACUCUCUGGUGCACCAGCGCUUAGCUGACACACUACAGCAGUGCCUCAUGAACCAGAGGGCCACUAGUGACUGGUACUACUCCCGCAGUCCCUUCCUGAAGCCCCACCUGAGUGUUGACAUCAUCAAUCAUUUGUACGAGCUGAACGAUGUGCAAUUCGAUGUGGCGUCUCGGGGUCAUGACCUUGACUCAGCCUGGCCCACUUUUGCCAGGAGGACUCUGGGUAUGACCAACUCCCCUAGUCACAUGUGGAAACCACCCAGUCGCAGUUCCAGCAUCAACAGCCUGGCAAGCUCCUAUUCACAGGCCCAUGAGUUCCUGGGCAGCCCCGACCUGGAUCGCAGCGGCUUGGGUCUCGGCCUCCCCUGCGACACUUCCGGCCUGGCGGACGACUCGUCGUCCAUGCUGGGCGCGGUGGACGAGCUUCGCCUGGAGCUGGACCAGUCGGAGCUGCGUGAGAAGGAGCUCCUGGGCCGCGUGGGCGAAUUGGGCAGCGAGGCCUCGGAGCUGCGCGCCGUGGUCAUGGAGCUCCAGCGGCAGCUGGACGCCUCGCUGGACGCCCAGACGCGGCAAGCAGAGCGGGAGCGGGCGGUCGCCGGCCAGGCAGAGUCCCUCAGUGCGGCGCUGGUCGCCCGGCAGGAGCAGCUAGAGGCGGCCGAGCGGCGCGGGCGCGAGCUGGUGGAGCAGCUGGACGCGACGCUGCAGGACAAGGGCGAGCGGGCGGCCGGGCACCUGGACUCCGCCCAGAAGAUCCACCAGCUGCUGGACGAGCUCAAGGAGGAGCAGCAGGCACGCUCUAAAGCCCUGGAGGAGGCCGCCGAGAGCCAGAGAAGGGCCGAGCAGCUCGGCCAAGAGCUGGACGCCAGCCGGGAGGCACUGACCAGGGCAGAGGGAAAGGGCAAGGAGGCGCAGGAGGAGAGCGAACGGCUGAAGGAGGAGGUGGCCGCGCUGACGGAGCGUCUGGAGGCUGGCCGCUGCGGCGCGCAGGAGGCGAGCGAGGGGCUCCGGCACGAGGCGGGCGAGCUGCGGGAGCGUCUGGCGGCGGCCGAGGCCGCGCGGGACACGCUGCGGGCGAGCACGGCCGAGCUGGAGGCCAGCGCCAAGGAGCAGGUGCGCCGCGCUGAGGACUACCGCGCCCAGUGCACCAGCCUGAUGGGGCUCAACGAGGGGCUGCUGGAGACCGUGCGGCGCUCGGAGGAGAGCCAGAGGGACCUGGCCGAGACGCGCGCCACCCUGGAGGCAGAGGCGGCCACCCUGCGCGCCAGGAUGGCCGACGCUGCCGCCGCUGCCGAGGAGAGAGAGAGCCGUCUGCGUGAGGAGGCCAAAACACUGGAGGAGCGUCUGCAGAGAGUGACUGCGCAGGCAGAGGCAUCAGAGGGUCGCGUGCGUCGCCUGGAGGGGGAGAACGCGGCGCUGCAGGCGGGUAGCGAGGAGGCGCAGCGCCGGGGGCUGGAGGAGGCGCAGCGGGAGCGUCGGGAGGCGCAGGCCCACGCGGGGCUUCUGGAGCAGCAGCUGGGAGCCAACAACUGGGAGAGCUGGGCCAAGGCCCAGCUGGAGCGCCUGGCGAUGGAGCGGGAGGAGGCGCGCGAGAGCCUGCACCGCGCCAACACCGAGACGGCCGAGCUGGGCAUCACCCUGUGCCGGUUGACCGCCGAGCGCGAGGAGGCGUGCCAGCGUAAGGAAGAGACCGAGCAGGGGGCGCGCAAGGAGGCCGAGCGCCUCAACGCCAGCCUGGCUGCCCUCCGGCAGGAGAACGACAGCCUGCGACAGGAACUGCAGCAGGCCGAGAAGCUUCCGGAAACACUGCUGGAGGUGCAGGAGAAGCUGGAGAAGGCCGAGGCUCAGGCUAGGACGCAGCAGGACACUGGUCGUGAGGAGAUGCAGGCGCUCAAGUUCCAGAUGAGCUCCGAGAUCAUGAGCCAGCAGAGCCAGAUCCAGAGUCUGAAAGAGGAGCUGGAGGGGGUGAAGACUCAAAUGAAGACGGAGGAGAAGAGAACAUCCGGCCUGGCAGAAAAAGUCUCAGAGCUGGAGGGAGCUAAUGAGGAGUAUUCUCGGCUGAUUGAUGAGAAGAAUGCUCACAUCACCAAGGCCGAGAGGGAGAUGCGUGAAACUGAGGCGGAUAUUCUGAAGCUUCGAGAGAAACUGGACAGUACGGAGCAGGCUCUGGCGGCGGUGCAGGGGGUGCGUGAGGAGCUGAAGCAGCAGCUGGAGCAGUUUCAGGCCGAGGCCCAGAGCCAGCGCCUCAGCAUGGACGCCCAGAUCCAGGAGCUCUCCCUCACCAAGAACCACCUGGAGGAGCGCCUCAUAGAGCUCAUCAAGGAUAAGGACGCGCUGUGGCAGAAGUCGGACGCUCUGGAGUUUGAGCAGAAGAUCCGGGCCGAGGAGCAGUGGUGGCUGGUGGACAAGGAGGCCACUAACUGCCUGGACUGCAAGGGCCAGUUUACCUGGUACCUGCGCCGCCACCACUGCAGGUUGUGCGGCCGCAUCUUCUGCUACUACUGCUGUAAUAACUUUGUGAUGACCAAGCACAGCAGUAAGAAGGAGCGCUGCUGCCGCGAGUGCUACACCCAGAACAGCGCCGUGGUGGAGAGGUUCACGCCGGCCGAGCUCGACACACACCCCUCGCUCCCGCACGACCAGCCACGCCCCCCCUACAAACCCACACCCAGGGUGACAGUGACGGAUCCGGCUGCCAAACAGGAUGAUGCGGUAUACGACAUCAUCACCGAGGAGGAAGUGAACGGCAUUUAUGACGGCGAUUCACUCUCACACACGACAGCUGGCUCUCUGGAUGGGGAGAGUGAGGGCAGUGCUCCAGCUGACCUGGGUGCUGAGGACAGGAGGACUGGGGACACCACGCCCGAAGAGCAGGACGAGGCUGUGGCCACUGUGCAGGAUGCCGAGAUCAACCUGCUCAAGUCGGGGGAAUUAAGUGAGUCGGUGGGGCUGAGUCUGGAGGAGGUGUGUGACUUCGGUGACGGCUCGCGCGAGCUCCACAUCAAGGCCAGCAGCUACAGCCUGGUGCCAAUCAGCGUCGCCAGCGGCAACCGCGGACCCACCAUCAGCUGGAUCUUCUCCUCCGAGCCCAAGAGCAUCUCCUUUAGUGUGGUCUUCCGGGAGGAUGAGCACACCCCCCUGGAACAGUCAAAGGUUCUGAUUCCUCUGACUCGCUGCAACUCACACAAAGAGACCAUCCAGGGACAGUUGAAGGUCCGGAACCCUGGGAUCUACAUUCUGGUCUUUGACAACUCAUUUUCAAGGUUCAUCUCAAAGAAGGUUUUGUACCAUCUGACAGCGGAGAAGCCCAUCAUCUACGAUGGUAGUGACUGCCCACAGUGAUGGGCUCCACCUUGACAAGGCGACGGUGGCCGCAGACAGGGCAGACUGGCUUCCUCUUCCUGUCAGGUCUUCCUUUUAGCGCCCAAAGCCUGGAUUGUACUACACCUCUUGUAACACUUAGAAAACAAAUUGUUUUGUCUGUCAUAUCUCUGGUUUUUCACUAUUGAGAUAUGACUAACUGAGCAAGUAAUGACUUUUCCAAGUGUUACAUGGUUAAUUAUACAUCACUGUCCCUGAGGUGAUAUGGUCCAGUUGACAUCUUUUGUAAACACAGCUUUGUCAAUCAUAACAGAAAUAGGGACUCAGGGAGGGUAUGGGUGGAUCUUAAAUUCAUUUUUAUUCAUUCUAAUUAUUUUUAACCAACUUUUGUCGGCUUGUGCCAAGUAUACUGUGUGUGUGUGUGUGUGUGUGUGUGUGUGUGUGUGUGUGUGUGUGUGUGUGUGUGUGGUGUUUCUGUGUGUGUGCGUCUGUGUGACUAUGUGUUUAUAAUAUGCAUGUGUUUCUGGUAGUCUGGCUUUUAGAUUUGUAGUUAUUUAUCUUUUUCUUUGUUCAUUGUGGUCCUGUGACUUAUAGACAAACACUGGCAUUGGUCUGUGGGCUGGGCUGCCACACGUGGCUAUUAUAGCUUUCUCAUUAAUGCCAUUUACCGCUCAGCAAUGCAAUUCACCGCUCAUUUAAUCAACAAAUGCCAGACUUCUCCUCCGCCUAGUUUGUUGCAUAAAUAGUAGGACCAUGUUUUAGGUUUUUUUUUUUUUAAGUAUGUUUAUGUAAACUCCAUGUAUGCUGUUUUUGUUUUUUGCUUUUAGUGAUGAUCACUAGGGUAAAGUAAAUAUCAGGAGCAAUUAUAACCAAGUAACAAGAGCAAUAACCCAUUUCCAGACCUUGUCUGAAGAACAUUCAGACAAAGCUUACCUCAAACCAGUGACUUUGUAUAAUAGAUAGCCAUCAUAGCUGGGACAGCUUCCAAACCCAGAGUAUAUUUUUCCUUCUAAAACACAAUUAGCUGCCUAAUCAAGUUGAUGGAAUAUGACAUUAAUCAUGGAGUCUUCUCCUUAUGCUCAUAUACCAAGUAUAUAUUUUAUUUACACUAUAGUACGAGUUUUUGUAAACAAUCAUGAAAGAUUGAUGAUGAUCCCCAGAGGCUUUCAUAAACACUUUCAUACAGGCUUUCAGAUCAUCACCUUGCAGGAACUCGAGUGAAAUCCCCACGGCGUUAGGAAACAAAUGAGUUUUUCGCAGGAACGCCUAAACUCAGGGCAGGUGACCACAUCCGUCUGGAGCCAGGCAGGGGUGUGUUUCCCAAAACCAUAGUUGCUAACUAAGUUAACUUCCCAUUAAUUUCCCAUUGCCAACCAACUAAGUUGCUAACAGGUGGUUAGCACUACCGGUACUAUGGUUUUGGGAAACGCACCCCAGGGCGUUUAUUCUUCGAUUUUAGAUAAAUCUCCGGCCAGUGGCCUCACUGGAGAGGACCCAGCACAGGGUUCCGUUCUGUGUGUCCUCUGUGUGCUUUUUAGGGUUCUGCGGUAAGACUCCUCGGUGGGUUCAUGGGAUAGAGUGGCUGAUGGGUACGGGUUUACAAGGGAGAACUGGUAACCAGUGUAGUUAAUGGUGACUGCUCUGUGGCUUUGAUUAAGGUCCUGAUAGUGACUGUUCUAUGUGCAGUGGCAAAGUCCCUGUGGGUGAUCAUAUUCAGGUUCAGUGAGUUAUCAUUAGUAUUCUGUGCGUGGUGUUUAGGUUUCUCUAUAUUGAAAUUCAUUGAGAUGUGCACCGUAGUCCAAGGACUGACUUAUUCACUUCGGCCAGACCAUCUCUUUAACUUUAAAUUUCACUUUAGUCCUCCCAAAGAAAUCCAUAGGAGAUUUGGUGCAGAUGCAGAGGUUAUUGUGUGCUCGUGGAAUACUUUUAGUGUACCUCUGCUUUAAAAGACAUGAAGAGAUAGACCAGGCUCUCUCAUCUUCAAUAGGUUUUUGAGAAAAUGUGGCAACUUCAGAGAGACCAAGUCCUCUGUAAAGCGUCCUCUUCAGAAAAGCACUCAGUAAAAGAGCACAGAGUCAUGAGAAACGCUCAAUGUCGGGGCACAGCUCUAUGCAGGAACUGAAUGACAGUUCCAGUUAUGGUUCCAUUUUCAACAGUUCAGCUCUCCUAGAGCAUUUGAGAGCUGCAAAGGAACACUAAAGUAAAACAAGCCGUUCCCAAGUGAUUCUUCUUUUUGCUAAGUGUCUCCAGGUUGGUCUGCGUCAGUCCCUUUAUAUUUAGUGCUCAAAACUAAACAAUUUUACCAUGAUCUUGAGUGGCCAAUGGAAUUAGGUAGAGCUAUGCACACCGACAUAUUAUACCAUUUGUGAACCGAAUCUAAUUGUGCCACAUCUGUAUUAUGUUUGUGUCACUCAUAUAGUAAUAUGAAAUCAAGUCAAGGGCUAUAUGCAAUCAGUCACUGCUAUUUUAAUAUUCAGGGGGAAUGUCAUAAUCUUUGUAUUACUAACACAUGCUCUGAGAGCCACGAUCAGUUAAGUGGGUACUGCUUAUACUGAGAUACAGUUCUAUAUUUACAUAAUAAACAUUUUGUAUCUCUUAAAUCUUUUUUGUAAUUGAUAAAAAAAAAAGAAUGAGGAAAUAAGAACACUAUAUAUUUUCAGCACAGUUUUGCACUUUUGACAACAAACAAAUUUCCUCUUUUAAAAGGUGAUGAAUGAUUUUAUAAGAAGCGCUCACAACGCUUCUUAUAAACAAAGUUGGUAUCAACUUGGCUUUUCAUUGAUUGAAGAAUCUUGUGAAGGUGUGUUCGGUAGUCCUUAACCUCUAGAUGAGAAAUAACCAUGUGCCUGGAAUAUGCACCAGUCUGUUCAUUCAUCUAAUGAGUCUCAGACCCUCUGAGGGAACCAAAGCCUCCAGACACAGGAUUAUAUGUGAACCUCAGGUCCUUUUCUUCUUCUAGAGGUAAUUAAUGACUCUGGACCAUACUUCAACAAGAAAAAGAAUGAAGCCCUGAAUCUUCAAUGAUCUAGAACGAGAAACCGGUUCAGCUGUGCUGUCAGCAUCACUAUUGAAUGGUUACUGGUCAAAUGGUGCAUGUAUUUUGUUUUGAGUCAGGUCAAUAAAUUCUGUAAAGACAA